AUGAGAAUCUGGUCCAGCGAACACACUUUUGAGUGAGUUGUCACUUUGUUUUCGACAAACAAUCACACACAUUUUGAAUUGCAGACACGAAUGGGAGACGGUUGCGAUGGCGGCGUUCAAAAAGUACCCGAAUCCGCUGAACCGCGCCGUGACCGGCAUCGACGUCGUCAAACAGACUCUCGAGGCGGGCAAAAUACUGACGGAACGGAUUAUUCAGUCGCAUUUCAGCAUUCCCUCCUGGGCCACAAAAGUACGCCGAUUUUUAGUUCGAGAGUCAAAAAGGUGUUCUUCGGCCGAAAAAAAAAACUUUGGAUUCACACACACAAAAUAGUGUCAGUUGUUUGUCGACCUAAAAAAAAUUUUGACAUAUUACAGCUGACAGGCUUCUCCGGCACACAAUAUUCGCACGAGUACACGGUGAUCGACCCGACGAACAAAGAAUUCUCGCUUACCACCCGAAAUGUGAGAAAAUCGGGGAUUUCUCGAUCUUUUUCUAAACAAAACAUCACUUCAGCUCAACGGCUCCUCAUUCCUGCGAGUCGACGAGAAGCUGACGUACAAACCGGACGUCGAGGAUCCGAAUAAAACGGUGCUGAAGCAGGACGUCAUCGUGACGAUCACAUUGCCCGCGUUCGCCGACUAUUGCGAACGCACGUUUCUGAGCAUUUACUCGCAAAACGCGAGCAAAGGACGGCAGGGCGUCGAGUGGGUCAUCGACAAUCUCAAAAAGGACUUUGAAGUCAUCUCCAGCAAGGUUCGUCUCGGCCUCGAAUCUGAAAAAAGGCACUAAAAUCGAUAGAAACUCAAAAUCUCGCAUCGCCACUGAUUCUACUGGCAUAUUUUUUUGGAAAAUUUGAAAUUUCAACGCGAUUUUGCGACGGGGGAACUCUGCUCGUUCUCUGCUCCGUCUCUUCUGCCCCCGUUUCCCUUUUUUCCCAAUUCUUCCACCAACCGGAUCACUGACACUCACGCGACUGAUAAAAAUUUGUGUGUGUGUGUGUUUGGCUGAUCGCUUUGGUCGAACUUUGUUGUGUUCGACACGAGACGAGAACAAAAAACGGCUUUUUGGCCUGUGAUCAUAGAAGGGGGCACAAAAUACGGGGUUCAACCGAUUUCUUAUCACGAAAUCACUGGAAAUUUUCAUUCUUUCGCACAAAUACAAAGCAAAUUGCAGGUGAGCUCAGAAGUGCACGAAAUGUCGGAAAAAGUGCGAUCAUGGAGUUCGAAACCCUCGUCUCCGCCCUCAUAA
Messenger RNA from Caenorhabditis sp. 36 PRJEB53466, 1249 nucleotides. The record is from the annotation of a GenBank genome assembly. Lineage: Eukaryota; Metazoa; Nematoda; Chromadorea; Rhabditida; Rhabditidae.